Messenger RNA from Mauremys mutica (yellowpond turtle), 5254 nucleotides. RefSeq names its product UDP-N-acetylglucosamine pyrophosphorylase 1 (gene UAP1). The transcript is spliced from 10 exons. The record is from RefSeq and is a predicted model, not a curated record. Bases 118 to 1683 code for a protein of 521 amino acids. Gene Ontology annotation, molecular function: UDP-N-acetylglucosamine diphosphorylase activity. Gene Ontology annotation, biological process: UDP-N-acetylglucosamine biosynthetic process. NCBI's taxonomy places the organism in Eukaryota, Metazoa, Chordata, Testudines, Geoemydidae.
CGCAUGGGCCGGGUGCAUGCGGCUUGGGAGCCGUGAGCGGAGCCCUCGGUUCGCGGGCUGGGGCUGCCCGUGCGGCGGAGCCCGAGGCCGGCCGGGGCUGGGCGCCGUUCACUGCCCAUGGAGCCCGAGGCGCUGCGCCGCCGGCUGGCCGCGGCCGGGCAGAGCCACCUGUUGCGCUUCUGGGCCGAAUUGGGCGACGCGGAGCGGCGGGCGCUGUGCGAGGAGCUGCAGAGCCUGGACUGCGAGGCGCUGGGCGCCUGCUUCCGCCGGGCCAUGGAGGGCGCGGGCGCGGCCGACCGCGACAAGGUGGACGGGCGGAUGGAGGCGCUGCCGCGGGCUGUGCUGGGCAGCGCCACCCGAGACGUGGGCCUGCUCCCCGAGUGGGAGCGCGAAGGUCUCCAUCAGAUUUCUCAGAGCAAAGUAGCUGUCCUCCUCCUAGCUGGUGGACAGGGGACGAGACUGGGUGUUUCUUAUCCCAAGGGAAUGUACGAUGUGGGGUUGCCAUCCCACAAAACACUCUUCCAGAUCCAAGCAGAGCGCAUCCUGAAACUACAGCAGCUGGCUGAAAAACAGCAUGGCACCAAGUGUGUCAUUCCAUGGUACAUCAUGACAAGUGGCAGAACAAUGGAAUCUACAAAGGAGUUCUUCUUGAAGCACAAUUACUUUGGUUUAAAGCAGGAAAAUGUGAUCUUUUUCCAGCAAGGGAUGCUGCCUGCUAUGGGGUUUGAUGGCAAGAUUUUUCUGGAAGAGAAGGGCAAAGUUUCCAUGGCACCAGAUGGCAAUGGGGGGCUGUACCGAGCCCUUGGCGCCCAUGGCAUCGUGGAGGACAUGGAGCAGCGAGGCAUUUGGAGCAUCCAUAUGUACUGCGUUGACAACAUCUUAGUGAAGGUGGCUGACCCCAGGUUCAUUGGGUUCUGCAUACAGAAGGGAGCUGAGUGUGGUGCAAAGGUGGUGGAGAAGACAAACCCCAUGGAGCCAGUGGGCGUAGUGUGCAGAGUGGAUGGCAUGUACCAGGUGGUGGAGUACAGCGAGAUCUCCCUGGCCACAGCACAGAAACGUAGCUCUGAUGGCCGGCUGCUGUUCAACGCAGGCAACAUUGCCAAUCACUACCUCUCAGUGCCCUUUCUGAGAGAUGUUGUCAACAUUCACGAACCUCAGCUGAAGCACCACGUGGCUCAGAAGAAGAUUCCGUACGUGGACAUCACCAGUGGGCAGUUGGUCAAGCCAGACAAACCGAAUGGCAUCAAGAUGGAGAAGUUUGUCUUUGACAUCUUCCAGUUUGCCAAACAGUUUGUGGUAUACGAAGUGCUGCGUGAAGACGAGUUCUCUCCUCUGAAGAAUGCAGACAGUCAGAAUGGGAAAGACAACCCCACCACUGCCCGACAUGCCCUCAUGUCGCUGCACCAUUGCUGGGUCCUCAAUGCUGGAGGCCACUUUGUGGAUGAAAAUGGCACCCGCAUCCCUGCGAUUCCCCGCUUCACAAGUGGAAAGCCAGAUGCCAUCACAGCUGAUGUCAAUUGCAAUUUGAAGGAUGCUAACGACUUGCCCAUUCAGUGUGAAAUUUCUCCUCUCAUCUCCUAUGGUGGAGAAGGUCUGGAAAAGUAUGUGGAAAACAAAGAAUUUCAUGCGCCGUUGAUCAUUGAUGAAAAUGGGAUCUAUGAGUGGGUGAAGAACAGUGUAUAGACUCUUUUGCAGGAAGCCAGCAGACCCAGCAUAGCUUGUGACUUUAACUGUCAGACUGUGAAUCCAAACAGAUGAAGAUUGUAGCUGUAAAUUGUAGGGGGUGAUCUUGCCCUCUGAAUUCCCUGGCUCAUGGCACAUGAUGGUCUCUAUAUUUUAAUUUGAAAAACAAACACUUCAGUCAGUCCCCUGAAGCUAAGUACAGAUGUGGUGUUGCUCUCCACGCUUUGAGCAUAGGCAUUUAUUUUAAAUGUGUAUAAAAUAAUAAGCAAUUGUACAUGCUGAAGGGUUUUUAUGGUACGAGGAGGGGUUCAUAUUACAUUUUAUUUUUUCCUCAAAUAGACAUGACUAUCUUUAAAAACAAAAAUAGGAUCGAUGUCACUGUCCACAUUCUGCCUUUUUAGAGUCAUCAUUUUGUUAGCUAGUACAUCUGUUUUGGCUUCUCAUACACCACAUUACUAGGUAUUAUGUGCAUGGUAUUAAUAUAACAUACAUUAAGUAUGUGGGUGUUGGGAAGUUAUGUUAAUUGAUUGUAUUAUGCUCUUCCCACAGUUCUGUUCACCUAUGUCAAGUAUCUCAUAACACUGCAAAGUUGAAGUAAGCUUUGGCAUUAGAAAAUAGGAAACCUAUCAAAGCAAAGCUGCAUAAAUACCUUGUACCAAGUGCAGUUAGGGAGUACUUUCCUGGCUCAUCAACACUUGGAAUGUAAUAUUCAGAACAAGAUAUGGGAAAGUAUGGGGAGAAACCAAGAACAAAGCUGGCACAAACUAGUGGGUUAAAUUUAAACUUUAACUGGACGUACAUGGGUCAUUUAGCUUGUAACAAUCACACUAUAAAGAGAAGUGGGUUUGAGGGCAUAUCUUUGAAGCACACCUGUGAAAGGUGAACACGCUGCGAGAUAAGAAUUGCUUCCCAGAAGGAGGGUAUGUAUAUUUCCUCUUCGUAUUGUGCUGUUUUGUCUUUAAGCAAUAAAUUUGGCUAGGCUUGUUUAGUUGGUCCCUUGAACAUUCUUAGGCCUGGUUUACUCAGGAGGAUUAGGUUGGUUUAACUAUGUCAGUCGGGGGUGGUGGAAAAUCCACUCCCUUGUAUAGCGUUGUUAAGUUGAUCCAUCGCUUUAGCUACUGCCUCUCUGGGAGGUGGAUUACCUAUGCUGAUGAGUGAACCCCGCCCAUUGGCAUAGAUAGUGUCUGGACUGAAGCAUUACAGUGGUGCAGCUGUAGCAUUUUAAGUGCAGACAAGCCCUUAAUAAUGAACCAUAAGUGUAGUCAAAUCAAUUGGUUAUACCAUUAAUCAAUCAAUAAUUUGGCAAACCAGGCCAGGGGACGUUAGCCAAGCAUUAGUCAAACCCGUUUGUCCUGAGGUCAUGAGCUAGCCAGUUGGAUUUGGAAUAUCAGUUUCCUAGAGGUUGGACUUUGGGAGUCCUUGCCAAGUCGGGGGAAAAAUUAUAAUAAGUGUUACUUUGGCAAAUAACUGGUUAACAAAGAUUAUGGAAAGCAAAAACUGCUUUCUGCACAUAAAGCCAUAUUUUAAGAAUAUUUAAAGAUUAAUUAUAAGUAAAAUGUUUUCUGCACAAAAUACCCAGAUAAAGCAAAGUCUAAAGUGGCCACUAUUUGCAACAAAACACUAUGUUAUGCUAAAACACCGUAUAGAAAUAUAAAAAUAUAAGCCAUAGCAAAGGGAGAAACAGGACAUUUUAAAGCAUGUUAUCAUACAGUACACAACAGACCAUGGCAGUGAUUUGGUCACAUUAAAGGCAAUCCAAAAAGUGAUCCAUGGAGUCAUGUAUGUAAUCUGUUUAAAUUGGAGAUGGAGGGAAAAGGCAAAAAAGGGAGAAGACAAAGAGCAGAAAGAAAUGGGUGUUUAUACACACAUUAACCAAAGCAAGGAAGGGCACUACUGUAAACAAUUUUGAGGGCAGACAAAAGCAGCAGGCACUUGGGGAACAAAUACAGGUUUUGCAGGGACAGGUAGCAAUCCCCACACUCCUCCCGGAGCCAGGAUAAAAACCAGAGGUCCUGGCUCCCAGCCCCUCCUUCCUCCCUCCCUUUUCCCCAACCCCAUACACAUGCACAGAACCACUUCUCUCCCAGCCGAUGAUAUAACCACCUCUCUCUAAUAUUUUUACUUUCAGUUCUAGCUUUUUCUUUGUCCUUUCUCUGUCAAAUCCUCCCCUUCUCUUUUAUAUUCUUCAUUUGGCUUAGUUUGCUGAACUUGCUGCUGCUGUCUGUGCUUUGGAAUGCCCUCACAGAAUUAAGUAUCAGAGGGGUAGCCGUGUUAGUCUGGAUCUGUAAAAAAGCGACAGAGUCCUGUGGCACCUUAUAGACUAACAGACGUAUUGGAGUAUGUGACAUGCAUCUGACAAAGUGGGUAUUCACCCACGAAAGCUUAUGCUCCAAUACGUCUGUUAGUCUAUAAGAUGCCACGGGACUCUUUGUCACUUCUCACAGAAUUAAUUAAUUUCCCUUGGCUUGUGCCUACUUCCUUUCCUAUAUCGAUUCUGUGACUUCUUCCCUUCCUGCAAUUUAAAAAGUGAUAGUUAUUACAGAAACCCCUGUUGCAGAAAGAGACAGAAAAACUAAAAGAAACAGAUUACCAAAAUGCCAAAGGUAAAAGCUUUACUUUAAAUAAAUUCAGUAAAAUGAAUAAUUUUAACCAUUCUGGAAAUCAAUAACUAAAGAAGAUAUGGUUGCCAAGCAACAGAAUGCUAACUCUGCUUUUGAUCCUAAAACUGCUCUCUUUUUUUUUUAACUAGACACUAACUAAUUAAUAUAUACAUGGAUUUUUCUUAUUUCUGUAUAGUAGUAUUCUUAAGGUAAAAGUAUUGUAAAGUAAUGUAAGUUGCCUUAAGUUAACUAAAUUGAUACAACUGAGUGGGCAAAUAAAAUAGGGAUUUUAAUCAAUUCUUAUUAAAAGUUUUUUUAAAAAAAAAAUAACUUGCCUAAUUGUUUAAUUCUUUCAACUUUUUGUUUUGUAGCAUACCUUGCCAUAGUAACUUUUUUAACUCUUACUGCUUCAUCUUGUAUAUUUAAAAUAACAAUUUUGGCACCAUUUGUCUUUAAUUGUAAGUAAUCCUAUGUGUCAUAUGUUGUCCUAUGUGUUAUGUUUUGUGGAUCAUGUGACUAUUCUUGCUUUUAUUUUAUUUUACUAUAUUUUUCAGUUUUUUUGCAACAAAAUCAAUUUUGCAUGCAUCAUUAUAAAAAUAUGUUUUUAACAUUAGUGGUACCACACUAUUUUGAUAUUAUGAUUGCACUUCAUAAUACCACUUCAUUUUUUCUGCAAAGUUCAAAAUGGCGUCAGUUGAUAAGUAUAUGUACAUAUAUUUCUGUCUCAAAGAAUAAUUCAACUGCAAACAAAUAAAAUGUUUUAAAACUGGGGGGGAAAAGGCCUCAAUGCAAAAAACAACUUUUAAUAAGAUCAUAACUUUUUUGUUAUAAACUUGGUUGCACCUUUAUUAAAUAUUAAAAUAUAGUUAAAUUAUUUUAUAACCAAAGUGUUUAAACUAUAACAAUAUAUAUUAUGUCUCAUUAUGUUGCACAAUGUUCAAGUUAACCAAAUAAAUUUCAACAGAUUUCUC